Xyrauchen texanus (razorback sucker) is the source of this 3255-nucleotide messenger RNA. It is a transcript of the gene tp53inp1, whose product is annotated as tumor protein p53 inducible nuclear protein 1. Gene Ontology annotation, biological process: positive regulation of DNA-templated transcription; autophagosome assembly. Bases 415 to 1143 code for a protein of 242 amino acids. The record is from RefSeq and is a predicted model, not a curated record. NCBI's taxonomy places the organism in Eukaryota, Metazoa, Chordata, Actinopteri, Cypriniformes, Catostomidae. The transcript is spliced from 4 exons. Gene Ontology annotation, cellular component: autophagosome; nucleus.
CAAAGGGAGCAGUUGAGACCUCGAAGAAGAAACGAAAAAGAACUGACUGCGAACCUCCGAACUAAAGGGGCCACAAACUUUUAAUUUCUUCCGAGAAAGAAUUAUAUUUAUAUAUUUUUCUAUUUCGUACGACAAGUAAUCUACCUCAAACGCUAAAAGUGAUCUGUUUUUGUCCUUGAAGUCAGCCCUCUUCCUGUUUACUUUUUUUGCCGCAGGGCCUUUGUUUUGGACAAUCAACAAGAGCUAUGGCUGAACUUCAUCAGGUGUUCCUCAGCUGAGAAGGUGUAACUAAUGCACCUCAGCACCUUUACCAAUAUCUCAGUUAGCGGCUCCCGCAGCUGAUGACCAAAGAGCCCAGCUCUCCCCCACUGCCAGCAGGACUGUCCAGCCUCGUGUCUCUGCCGGGACACCAUCAUGUUCCAAAGGUUCAAUAGCAUCUUGUUUGGAGACUCCCUGGAGGAGAGCAGUGUAUGUCCCGCAGAUCCAGACUUCAACGAGAAGGAGGAGGAUGAUGAAUGGAUUCUGGUCGAUUAUCUAGCGAAGGCCUGUUCCAGUGCAUGUAGAGAUGAUCUGGUGGGCAUGUGCUCUGAUGAUGUCACUCCCCUGGACUCUCCCGUGCGCUUCUCCUCUUGCUCGUCUCUGGACUCUGUGGUGGACACUGAUGGCGAGGACAACAGCUUCCUGCAACUGGAGGCAACAUGUGGGCUGGAAGAGAGCUGGUUUAUCACCCCUCCACCAUGUUUCAUGGCUGGGGGUAGAGCACCAGUUCUGCUGGAGACCAGUCCUCUGGAGAACCUGCUGAUCGAGCACCCCAGCAUGUCUGUGUACGCAGUUCACAGUCACUGUCAACGGCCUGUUAAGGACGGCACCUGUGAGCCAUCGAUUAUAAGGUCUGAAGUUCAGCACAGGCCAAGUCACCCCUCUGGCUGCUAUGCAGCCGCCCUCGUCGCUGCCCAUGCAGGCUUUUUGGAGCAGACCAAGAAUGGCCGACUGGCCCAGCGCAUCCGUGACAACGUGGAGUGCCAGCAACUGUCCCGCAAUGCCCUCCGUCGCCUUAAUCUUCUGCGUGACGGCGGAGCCAGACAGGCCAAAGCCACUGGGGGGUACGUUCACCAGCCAGGACUGAGGCAGUACAACUACUGAGACGGCCCCCACUGCACUCCCUCAUCCUACCCUGCACGCAGCUCCCUCUCCACCUCCACGCUGGGAGAAUAAGUUGUUUCACCAGAAGGAAUGGAGUCCUUUGAAUCAAUGCCUUAGGUCACUUUACUUCACCGCAGGUUCCGCUCAACUUGAAUGUGUCUGCAUGACAUUCUGUCCUAUGUGUCACGAGGGUUGAAUUGUGUUCAGUAACCAAGUUUUCAUCUGCGGUUACUUAAGGCGCUUCCUUAAGUAGUGCUCUGGUCUGGUCCGUAGCACGUAUAGGAAGCUUGAUGUGUUUGUUGCCUUUAAAGUUAUUUUCCCUGCGUUUCUUUAAAGCCAUAAGGAGUUCAAUCACCUCAGUGACUAAAUCAUCUGCAGCACCUUUCUGGUUAGAAAAGAACCUGUCUGUGAUUCUGUAGAUCAGUGCUUUCUUCCUUUUUUAUUUUUCUCUCUUCAUUUUUUUUGUAAGAUGUUCUAGGUUGAUUAUCACUGAAAGCCUUGUUUCCAUAGUAGAUUUCAAAAUAUGUAAAAUAUAAAAAAAAAUUCCAAAAUAUUUUCAGAAGAGAAAAAUAUUGAAUAUAUUACAUAUCAGUAUGAAGUUGAUACGAGUGUAUGUUAUCUGCAUACAUAUGAAUGAAAGCAGCAGUUUUUCCUAUUUUAGUGACUGAUUUGAUGUACGACUGUGUAGUGCUAGUUUUCCAACAGGUGAAAAAGAAACAACAACAAAAAAAAAGUGUUAUAAUGUUAUUUUUCUUGUUUGCUCUAUAUCUGCAGUACAUGUCUCAGGGUCAUCGCUGUUCACCUUUGCUCUUGUGAAAAUGCAGAUUACGAUAAAUUUUCUCCACAUAUUGGAGAACCUCUAACUUUGUCAAUGUGUAUGUUACCUUGUGGAAAUAUUUGUAAUUCAUUUAAAUCUUUAACAAAAAAUGUGUCUCACAAUUUUGAAUGAAAGCGCAACGCUUGCUCGUCCGAGGACUGUGAAAACAAACUCUUUCUCUUAAUUGACUGUUAAAAACUUUGAAGACUAAAUGAAACUGUUAGCAUUUACAAAAAAAGAAAACAAAUCUCAUUGUAGUGACAUUUUGUUUUACAUGCCUUUAUCAUGUUUUAUUUGACUAGUUACAAGUUGUACUUGCUGAAUGAAAUAUUUAAAGUAGCAACAAACUUUUAGAAAAGACUUUGUAGGUUAUGUUUCUCUUUCUCUAUUUGUUUAUAACACAAGACCGGGUGUUGUACAUUUCCGGUGACACUGCCAAGGUAAAUAUCUCCCCUUAAUGAAUGCAAUUUAUAUCAGUAACUCUGACAUUCAGGAGAAUGCAUAUGAGCAACUCAAGGAAAACAUCUACAAUGUAGUCAACAUGAUCAGUGUAUCAUUAUAUGUACUUCUGUAUGAAAGGUAUGAGGACAUGCAAAAUUUCUUUCAAAGACUCUACUGCCCCUAAGGGUUACCAGCCCUUGUCUUUUUUUGCUUGCCGUAGUCUGUGUGGGCCAGUACGUUGCAUUUUAUGACAUUUUCUCUGUGGACGAAGGGAAUGGAAGGAUCUCUUUACUUUCCACGAGUAAUACUGGAGAGGACCCCUUUCCUUAUAUCAAUAGACACCUGAUAUUUGGUAUUCAUAACAGGGAUUUCAUUUAGCCUUGAAUUGCAUUUGGGGAUCAUGUGCCUUCCAGGUGAACAGUAUGACAAUGCAUCCAUGAAGAACUUGAAAUUUGUCCAAAGGGACACAAACAAAUGUUAUUUACUAUGCACAGAGGAUAAACUUGUCUCUGUGAGCAACUUGCUCUGUCAACUUUCUACACAAAUGUAGCAAAUGUUUUCUGUGUUUAACGUGUGAAGAAUAUUUUUCUGUGGCAUUGCUAAGUUUUAGAUUGUGCUUCGGCUGAUUUUUGUUUGUUUUUUUUUGUUUACUGGAAUAAUACAGCACUUUGCCAAAAGUGUAGGGUUUUAGCAUUAUGUUUAUUUAUCUUCAUCUCGAAUGGACAUGUUUUUGGAUACAUGUUAUACACAAGCUGUUUUAUAUGAGUAGUAUAAUUUGCAAAUAAAUUGCCCAUUUCAUGUCUUGAAACCAACUAUUUGUCAGUAUGUAUACUCUCUUCUCAAUAAAUGUUUUA